UUCGGAGCACUGCGCCGACUGCAUUACCCCCACACACUCGCAGGCCAUUAAAAGCCACUGACAAGCAUCCUCCAGUCUAUACACGCACACGCGCAAAGUUGUCAGUUUUGGCCGUUCACGACUAUUCGUCGCAUCAUUACAAGCCAGAAUUCGAUCUGGACUCCUUCAGCAGACGCCUAUUUGUAUGAACGAGGCAUCGUCGCACGUUGAAAAUUGUAUCGCUGCUGCUGCCCCGAGAGUGUGAGUGAAGCACGAGACGAGAUCACAUGCUCAGCUGGUGUGCUUCGUUCUGCUAGUGUGUCACAUGAUCUUGGCCGUGCCCGAAGCCAAGCUACAUAAACGACGCUCGCGUGAACUCUGACUUGUUCGCUCUAAGCUUCGAUACACACGGUAGUGCGCAUUUACGUGCAUUCGUCGAUUCUCCAGUGAAGAAAACACACGCAGCACCACAUCGCAAAUCAUGUCUCUGCACUCAGCUGGCAAGGGAAAACUCCUGGCCGUGAUCGGCGACGAGGACACCUGCGUGGGCUUCCUCCUCGGUGGCGUGGGCGAGAUCAAUAAACAUCGCCACUCGAACUUCAUGGUGGUCGACAAGAACACGGCCGUCGGCGAGAUCGAGGAGACGUUCAAGCGCUUCAUCAAGCGCGACGACAUCGACAUCAUAUUGAUCAAUCAAAACAUCGCCGAGAUGAUUCGUCACGUGAUCGACAGCCACACUCAGCCCAUUCCAUCUGUGCUGGAGAUACCGAGCAAGGAUCAUCCCUACGACGCGUCCAAGGACUCGAUUCUGCGUCGCGCCAAGGGUAUGUUCAAUCCCGAGGAUAUUCAUUAGAGCUUGUUUACAAGAAAAACUCGGAUCGCCACGAGGUUGGCUAUUCCUCAUAUUAUUCAUAUGAAAAUAAUCUGUAAAUUGUUUACUUUAAGUGUUUAUUCAAAAUAUAUUGUUGUAUUAUUAUUGCACAGUAUUGUUGAGAUGUAUGUGUGAUCAACAUUCUUGUAAAUAAAAAUUUAAUGUAAUAAAGUGACACAUACUUAUUACUUAUCA
Molecule: messenger RNA, 1045 nt
Organism: Trichogramma pretiosum
Lineage: Eukaryota; Metazoa; Arthropoda; Insecta; Hymenoptera; Trichogrammatidae
Gene: Vha14-1
Product: V-type proton ATPase subunit F
Exons: 2
Coding region: 461-832 (123 amino acids)
Biological process (GO): proton transmembrane transport
Cellular component (GO): membrane; proton-transporting V-type ATPase, V1 domain
Molecular function (GO): proton-transporting ATPase activity, rotational mechanism
Source: RefSeq, a predicted model, not a curated record